This is a messenger RNA of Talpa occidentalis (Iberian mole), 1317 nucleotides long. RefSeq names its product methyltransferase like 26 (gene METTL26). The record is from RefSeq and is a predicted model, not a curated record. Bases 548 to 1162 code for a protein of 204 amino acids. The transcript has 6 exons. Lineage: Eukaryota; Metazoa; Chordata; Mammalia; Eulipotyphla; Talpidae.
GGGGAGUCUGCGUCACAAUCUCCUAAGUCUCGCGGGCGCCUGAGACCUCAACAGCGCCGCUGGUGUAGUGGUAUCAUGCAAGAUUCCCAUUCUUGCGACCCGGGUUCGAUUCCCGGGCGGCGCACAGUGGCUUUUUUUUUUUGGCUUCUCCCCUUUUCGAAGGAGGCCUCUGGCGCUCCGCGGAGAGCCCCCGAGGAAAACAGCCCGGGGCUGGGCGAGCGAGACGAAUAAGCGCUGUCAACCGCGGCGGGCGUCCUGAAGACUCCAGGACGGGCAAGCGACCUUAGGGUGUCGCCGGGGUGGGUGGGUGACCGCGGCGGCGCGCCGCCCCCUGGGAGUUGUAGUCCGGAGUGGCCGGGGGUCAGGCCACACCUCCCGGCGGGACCCUCACCGCGCGGCCCCUUGGGAACUGUAGUCCGGAGCGGCCAGGCCGCCUCUCCCGACGCGCCUCUGGCGGGGCCCAGAACGCGGCGCGCGGCCCCCUGGGAAUUGUAGUCCGGAAGGGCCAGGGGCCAGGCCGCACUUCCCAGAGGGCAGCGGCGCCGCGAUGCUGGUGGCGGCGGCCGCCGAGCGCAACAAGGAGCCCAUCCUGCGCGUCCUGCGGCAGUACGUGGACCCGGCCCAGCGCGGCGUCCGCGUGCUCGAGGUGGCCUCGGGCUCCGGCCAGCACGCGGCCCACUUCGCGCGGGCCUUCCCCCACGCCGAGUGGCAGCCGUCCGACGUGGACCAGCGCUGCCUGGACAGCAUCGCGGCCACCGCGCAGGCCCAGGGGCUGUCCAAUGUGAAGGCCCCGCUGUUCCUGGACGUGACCUGGCCCUGGGAGCGGUGGGGCGGGAUCCCGCCGCGCUCGCUGGACCUGCUGCUCUGCAUCAACAUGGUGCACAUCAGCCCCCUGAGCUGCACAGAGGGGCUCUUCGAGGCCGCGGGUCACCUGCUCAAGCCCAGGGCGCUGCUGGUCACCUAUGGGCCCUACGCGGUCAACGGGAAGAUCUCGCCCCAGAGCAACGUGGAUUUCGACCUGACGCUCAGAUGCAGGAACCCAGAGUGGGGGCUGCGGGACACGGCGCUGCUGGAGGCCUUGGGCCGGGCCAGCGGCCUGCUUCUGGAGCGCAUGGUGGACAUGCCGGCCAACAACAAGUGCCUGAUUUUUCGGAAAGAGUGACCCGUCCUCUUGCCUACCGGGCCCCCACGCGGCUUCCUUUGGGACCCACCGCGACCACCAGCCCCUGCCCUCCGGGGACCCCUGGCCCGGCCCCGCCUGGGGGCUCCCGGGUGGGCGGCCACGGGGCCACCGAGAGCCUGGGAAUAAAGCGUUUG